Molecule: messenger RNA, 719 nt
Organism: Lycium ferocissimum
Lineage: Eukaryota; Viridiplantae; Streptophyta; Magnoliopsida; Solanales; Solanaceae
Product: RNA-binding protein involved in heterochromatin assembly dri1-like
Exons: 4
Coding region: 153-671 (172 amino acids)
Cellular component (GO): cytoplasm
Molecular function (GO): mRNA binding
Source: RefSeq, a predicted model, not a curated record
UUUUCAGUAUAUAUAUCUCUGCAAACAACACCAAAUAUCCACAAGUUCAGUAUUUCUACUUCGCCUACUCCUGUAAACAACAGCUACUUGCAAAGUUAUUAGCUCAUUUUUUGUGGUCUAUUUGUUUUAAUUUAUAUUUCUUCCAAGGAAAAAUGAGCAGACCAGGAGACUGGAAUUGCAGGUCAUGCCAACACUUGAACUUCCAAAGGAGAGACUCAUGCCAAAGAUGUGGUGAGCCAAGACAUGGUGCAAGUGCUCAUGACUUUGGAAGCUCCUGCUUUGGCGGAAGGGGAGGAGGCUCCUCCCCUUUCGGCGGCUUCAGCACCGGGCCUGAUGUAAGGCCCGGUGACUGGUACUGCAAUAUUGGAAAUUGCGGUGCCCACAACUUUGCUAGCCGCUCUAGCUGCUUCAAGUGUGGUGCUUUUAAGGAUGAAUCUUCUGGCGGCUGCAGUGGCGGUGGCAGUGGCUUUGAUGCUGAACACAUGAUGUCGUCGUCCCGCCCGAGGGGCUUUGGCUUUGGAGGUGCAAGUGGUGGCAGCCGCUCUGGAUGGAAGUCUGGGGACUGGAUUUGCACCAGGUUAGGCUGUAAUGAGCACAACUUUGCCAGCAGGAUGGAGUGUUUCAGAUGCAAUGCACCUAGGGACAUAGCUGGUAACCAGUCUUCAUAUUAAUUCAUCAUUGAUUCUCCAUUUUUGGUGUUGCAGUCUAAGAAAGAAUCA